This is a messenger RNA of Fomitiporia mediterranea MF3/22, 993 nucleotides long. RefSeq lists its product as uncharacterized. Lineage: Eukaryota; Fungi; Basidiomycota; Agaricomycetes; Hymenochaetales; Hymenochaetaceae. The record is from RefSeq and is a predicted model, not a curated record. Bases 1 to 993 code for a protein of 330 amino acids. The transcript has 7 exons.
AUGCUCACUUCACGUCGCAUGUAUGCGCCUGAAAUGCGAACAUUGCAUUUCCAAUUGCGAUUUUAUCCGUCUCCUGACAUAUUUGCCGUCAUCUUCCCAAGGCAUUCGGACGCUCGUUGCGGCGUAUCAUUUGGAGAAGUGCGGGGCAUGAAAUAUCGCUCUGGCCUGCGAAAUGACCGGAGGAAAGGGAACUUCUUGACCAACGUAGUCUCUGUAAGCAUUGUAAGCAUGAAAGGUAGAUCAGCGUUUGAGGCGGAGAUAGUGGCUGGAUCGGAUUCCGGGAUUUUCGGCUACGUCGAGGAGGCUGGACUUGGGACACACAACGCAAUGGAAGACACGUUUGCUGCCGUUAACGGGGGCGAAGACAGCAGCAGUCCGUGUUCAGAAGGGAGAACGUACGUGUUUUCGGACGUCGACAUCGGAAAGUUUAGCGACUUCCCUGAGGAGUUCAAUCCAGGAGAUACGGAUACGGGAGAAGGGGUGGCUGAACAAGAUGCGGGAUCCACAAAUAGCAUGAUUGUUAGGCAUGCGACUAACGUAUCAAGUGCCAAACCAUCUGAUAUCUGCCUCCUGCUACCAAUCUUAUGUUGCAUGGCAAUUAGCAACAAGAUGUAUUGUUUUGAAAUGGCGCGACGAUUGGUUGGGCGCUUACAUACAAUUAGACGGCGUUCAGUCACUUCUCCUCCAACGGAGACGGAGAAGCAGCAAACAAAGUUGCGAUGUUCACAUGCAAUUCAAAUUCGUCGUCGGGACCCGGCGCAAUCCAUUUCGCUCAAUAGAAUGCGGACAGCGAGGACCAAUCCGGUACAAGUAUGCAGACGGUUUGCGCAGAAAGUGCAUGGAGACCGCUCAGGAGCCGUGGCAUCGCACUUCAAAUGGAUGCAGUCGCGUAUGAUUAGGACACGGACUCCUGUGUCAGGAAGCGUGGUCCUAACAUGGUUCCGCCGAUGUAUUCAUAUUCACUUCUCACCUUCCGCUCAAAGGAACGCCUGA